UGUGACCGAGGGUAGGGUAAGAUGGCGCUGUCCACUAAGGCCUGGAGCCUGGUACGGCUGGCCCUCAGCGCCCUGCCUUCGGCUCGGAGGGCGCAGCGCAGCUCUAGAUUUUUGCCUUUUCUGCCUGCUUCUACGCCGCUUCCCUGUGCUAGGUGCUAUAGUUUUGAGCAUGACCCCCGGCAAUCCAGCAAGAAGGUGGUGGUGGUCGGUAUUCCCAACCCUUUCACCUGGGCCCGUACAAAGAUGUAUUUCUUCUUGAUCAAGGCUUAUUUCGACCAGGACUUCACCUUCGAUGAGUUUGCUACUGGUGCUAAACAAGCUUUUGUACAUGUGUCAAAGAUGCUAUCACAGUGUAACUUCAUUGAAUUGAAGGAUCUUGUAUCCAAAGAGGCACUGGAAGAGCUGGAAGAAAAAUGCUUAGCAUUGCCAAUUAAUCGCAGGCAGGCCUUAGCUGCUGAUCUGGAAGAAAUUAUGUAUAGCACACCAGGCGAUGUUGGAAUUUAUUAUGAUAACCAAGGUAGAAAAUUUGUCAGUAUCAUAAUGCGUUACUGGUACCUGACCAAUGUUGACCUUCCUGAUGAGACACCAGAGGGAACUAAAGUGUUUCAAGUCGUAUUUGGUGAUGAAAGUAGCAAAGACAGCAAACGCCUUCUCACAGCAAAUUAUGAAUUUCGUCGAGAAUUUACACUAGGUGUAGAACCUGACUGGACCAUUACAAGGAUACAGCAUUUUAAACUAUUGGAGUAAUUCUGCUGAAAAUACUACUGUAAGGAUGUCGCUAUGUUUUUCACAAUCAAUAAUACAGAUUUAUUUGAUUGAAUUCCUUUUGAAUAGAGGUUGUAUUUAAAUGUAAAAUUAAAGCAUAUUGUUAUUCAUCUCAACUUAAUGGCAUCUUCCUUGCCAAGUUGAUGAAUGUUUGAGACAAUGUGGAAAACAUUUAUGACUUCCACCAUUUGAAAGGCAGUUGUGAUUUUUUUUAAAGAUUAUUGUGAGUCAAUGUUCUCAGCAGACAGAUUUAAUGUUUUUUACAUGUAGCAGCUUGGAGAAAGCUGAUGCAAGUUUUCAGUAGAUAGAUACAGCAAAAUGGGAUGACUGAGGGUGUGGGGAGAACCAGAAAACAUGGCGGGGGAAGUACAUAUAGAAUUCAUAUAAAAUCUUCAGAACUGUGGCUAAAAUCUUUAAAUUAUGUUCCAUUAACUUAACGAUAGUAGUGGUGGCAUCCGUUAGUCUCGCGAGACCAUGCAUCUGCACCUGGAAAGGUUCUCCAGGGCGUAGAACUAGGUAAGGUUGUAGGGAAGACCAGCAGUUACCCAUGCAACAAGUCUCCCCUCUCCGUGACAUCGAUGUUGUCCAAGGGAAAGGCAAGGGCCGAUACAGCUAGGCACCAGUGUAUUACAUGUUAAUGAGAUUACAAGACAGUUGUAUAGAUUCAGAAAACUAAGCAGUCUGUCUUAGCUCUUUCUCUCAGGAUGUCUUGUACUUGCCUGGUCAUCUCCGAUUUUGUGGACUCUGACAACCCACACUCAUUUGUCAAACACACAUUAUUUACUUGUGCACAAGUGGAACAGCUCAGCUCCUAUCACUGGGCUGCUUUGAAGUUACAACCCAGGAUUGCCAACUUUUACACAGGUAUCAAUCCAAUAGAAAAUUUGUGCACUUCUGUAUCCUAUAAUUUGCAUAUUUAAAUACCAGUUGUAAUACACAUUUCAGGUGUUAAUAACCAAUAGAACUAUGCAUUAAAGACCAAUAAUACUUGAGAAUUUUUAAAGUAACUGUACAAUAGCAAGUAAAUGCCAUCAAGCUUUCCCUAUUUUGUCUGGAUAUAUCUGGCGGCCUUGGACAAAGAAGAUGUGCCAAGUUUUCUUGGUCCAGGUUUUGCUUGACUAGUCAGAUUUAGCUAGGUGAUUGUGCAAUGUCUGCACAUUGCCUCUGUCAGCACAUGAUCUUGCUGUAGGCUCCAACUUCUUAAUUGUUGCUAUGGUUUCUUCCAGUACCUUUUUCAAGCAUUGUCAAUGUCCAUUGUGCUUUGCAUGUGGAAAAAGAACUUUCUGAUAAUGAUUCUGAACUUGCCAGUGAAUCACAAUCAAUCUUCCAUUGUUCUGUAUGUCAUUUCCUGGCGAUCUAAAGUCAUGUCUGAUAUGCUUGCUUUCUUAUAAUUUUGAUAACAAAAAUCAGUCGUGAGGUUCUUUCCUGAAUUUCUAGUUUUUUUGAAUGACUCCCUUAUCUUGUUUACCAGAACUGGACAGAGUAGUCUUAAGAUGUGAUCUGAACAGAAUGAUGAGCAAUCUGAACAAUAGCUUUCUCUGGCUUUUAUUCCAUUACUUUGUCUUUCUAAUUCAAAAUCGUAUUGUCAUGCAUCUGUUGUUCUAAAUUAAUUGCUUAUAUUUAGUUUUGGAUCUGUUCAAUUCUAAUGUUCCUUUCAAAUAUAUCCAUAAACAUUUCAAUAAUUUCUGGGGAGUAUAUUUAUUACCUUUAUUUUUCUUAUGUGCAGUAACUUUCAUCUAUCUAUGCUAAAUUCUAUCUCCUCAUUUCAACUUACUAUUUUGUGUAUGUUCUUUUCUGUCUGAGACAGCCAUUUUUUCCACAAAAUUGGAUUAAUAGUGUAAUUCAGGAAUUGUGAACAAAUAUUCUCAAUAUUACUUGUUUCGAAGGUUUGGUUUCUGCAUGUAUUGGCUCCACAGGCAAUAACUGACCUCAAACAGGUUCAAUAUGUUAAAGUGUUUGAUUCUGUUUCCACCAAUGCAAUCUUUCAGCACCGACAGAGACCACUUGGUAAUCUGAUGGGAGCCACAUGCUUUUCCUUUCCAGCAAAUGGAAAGUCAGUCAAUGCAUCCAAGUGUCAUGCAGCUAAAUUGCAGCCAUCACACAGUCUGGAGUCUUGGAUUGCAGUGCUGUUUUCACAGUAGUCUGUGCACUUACCAGCUGAAUAAUUGGAGAACUUGUUUUCUUGAUACUUUUAAUUGAGGUUAGAUGUUCUGCCAAUCUCAGUAGUGCCAGACUGUCUAUUGAUUCUAGUUUAAAUAUAACACAAGGACAUGUCUAUAAUAUGCAGUACUAAUCUUCAAAGGGGUGCAAUUUUAUUGAAAUACCAUCUGAUAAAUUUUGGUACACAGUGUGCUUGUCAUAAACGUUCUGUAACAUUUUGAAUUAGUAUUGUUUUUUGCAUUGAUAUUUUAAUAAACUAGGUCACAUGACUAAGUUCUACUCUUUUUCUUCACAAAUCAUCUAAUUGAUUCUUAAAUACGUUUAGAAUCAUGAUCUUGGCAACUUGCUUUUGGCAGCUCACUCGAGGUGUUGAACAUUCUCCACAAAACUGGUACAAAACCAUUUGCUGUUCACUAUGUCACUAUGUUAGAGGUGUUACAGUUCAUGUUUACUAGCCUAAUUAUUUAGUUCUUGUUGCAUAUGUAAGCAGAAACUGAGUAAUUUUUCUACAAGAAAUGGAGAAAAAGUUGGAAGAAUUAAUUUCCGAUUCACAUUCUACUGCACCCUUUUAAGGAAAAAAAAAGUGAAUUGUGGUACGGUGCACUGCUCUGUUCCCUUAAAGACAAUUUGAAUUAUAAGUGUGCCAUGCUAGGUACUCCAAAAUAUAGAGAUAAUUUAUUUUGCUGACCGAACAGGAAUAAUACACUUGCACUUUAAAAUUAUUUGAAAUAUUUUUGCCUUAAGAAUUAUACACACGGCACACCCAUAUUAUAAUUAAUAUUAGUUGCUGAUGCAAUUUGAUUCCCUUCUGUUAACUCACAUUUCUCGUAAUGGAAGUAUUAUAGUGAGGAAAGACUAUACUUUUAGUGCAGCAGCUGAUUUGCAGAGAUCCCAUGAAACUCUAACCUCUUCCUUUGCUUGCAGUGCAGCACGACUAGUAAACUCUGUAGUUUGAAUACUGGGGUUUAUUUUUGUACGCAGUUAAAGAUAACUCACAUCAUUUGCAAAAAAUAAGGAAAAUGUAAUUAAAAUUUUAAAAGGUGGUUUGAAUGAGAUAAUUUGUUAUCUUUCAACUCUCAGUGCAUCUCCUGUUGGAACCAGGGAUGUGUUCUCUUCAGCCCUUCAGUAACACUUCUUCCCGCUCCCCCCGCCCCCUGCCCCCCCCCCCCAAUUUCACAAUUGGAAAAUUUCUGUGUUUGAUUAAAUGAUGUGCUUUCCUAAUAAAGCUGUUUUUAGAGCAGGGGUUCCCAUCCUGGGGUUUACGCCCCCCCCCCUUGGUUAAUGGCAUUAAAAAAAGGUUGGGACCCACUGUCUUCUGGUGGGUGGAAAAAUGUGGCAUGGGAGGGAAAAGAUCAUGCUGCUCUCUCAGAAAAGAUUAUGGAAUUGAAGGAACCCUGUUCAAAAGGAGAUGGUUAGAACUGAGCUGCCCAUGCCUUGCAGUUUGACAAGAGGUAAACUUAGUAUAACAGCUGAAAUGAGUUGAUUUUAGGAAAUGAAACACUUUUCUGGAAUUUUUAUAGCAAUGAAUUCUGAUACUCUUCUGGUACUAGCUUCACUGUAAUUGUAACAAUUACAGGACGUGGUAAGAUCACUAUAUUUAUAUCACAAUUAAGGGUAUGGAAGGAUGCCAUUAUAUAUGCUGAAAAAGCAGAAUGCAAAUCUCAUUAAACACGUUUUUUUUUCUGUAACUUUGGCAGUGUUUUGUAGGAUUUUGAAAAGGUGAAAGUUAAAAUUUUGUUCAAAAUUAUUAAUGAUGAAAA
This is a messenger RNA of Mobula hypostoma (lesser devil ray), 4685 nucleotides long. It is a transcript of the gene maip1, whose product is annotated as matrix AAA peptidase interacting protein 1. The record is from RefSeq and is a predicted model, not a curated record. NCBI's taxonomy places the organism in Eukaryota, Metazoa, Chordata, Chondrichthyes, Myliobatiformes, Myliobatidae. Bases 22 to 747 code for a protein of 241 amino acids. Gene Ontology annotation, biological process: protein insertion into mitochondrial inner membrane from matrix. Gene Ontology annotation, molecular function: ribosome binding. The transcript is spliced from 5 exons. Gene Ontology annotation, cellular component: mitochondrial inner membrane.